GAAGCCUUACUAAUUAGUGAUUACGCUGUAGUAUCAAAGAGAGGCAGUCGGGAGAAAUCUGAUAUUCCAGACAAUUUUGUUUUCUCCUGAAUUCCAGUGCAGCAUUUUCUUUUUUUUGUGAGAAUGCUGGUGAAUGUGUUGUACAGGAUUUCCUAUCUAUAAAUCAAAGGAGUUUAUGGGAAUGGCAGGUGAAAAGCUCACUACAGCUGUGCUUAAUUUGGAGGAAGUAAUUGGGGGGUUACAGUGAUAUGUCGGAGGAUCACUUAUACCUGAGCCCCGAGGAUUUAGAGGAGGGGGACUUGGUGAUAGGGGAGGAUUCAUCAUCCAGUCAUGACUCCUCCAGCCAGACAAGUGAUGAUGGCGAGGACUUAAAUGAUGAUGUUAAUGAGGAGGAUGCAGAAGAUGAUAGCGAUGAAGAAGAAGACAUUUCACCAAAUGACAUAGGUCCACAUAAAUCCUUUAACAUACCAAUCACAGGCAGUCCACAGAAUGGGCAUCAAACAAACAAACAGAGCAGUUCAGAUGUUCUUAGUAAGCUACAGGAACUCUACACUGAAAGAUCUGCUAUAUUAACCUACAUUGAGGAGGAAGAUAGGCAGAGAAAAUGGUACAUCUCCCAGUUAGACAAUGUACGACAGAGGCUGGAGAAGGUCCCCCUCACAGAUGGGUACCCCAAAGACAAAGAGUUGAUGCGACGUAAAAUAGAAUACGAAGGUAAACAGAUUCAGGAAAUGUUUCUACAGAACCUCGGGACGGCGGAACAAAUCUCCCAGAGACAGGAAUUACGUCUGUCACGAAUCAGCUCAAUAGAAACAGAAAUGUUGGAACUGCAGAAGACAAAGAAACUCAAGGUUGGUGGGGAGAAGGAGGGGAGUGGACUGAUAUACCAGGAGGAGAAUGUGGGGGUCAGUAUAGCCUCUCUGUAUCAUGGGGCGUGGCCACUCAGCACCAACACAAAAGAUGGAUCCCGAGAAGGCUCAAGUCAUGGGUCUGGUCACCAGGAGAUUGCCAGUAUCAUGAGCUUUAACUCUGCCAACACUAGCACUUCACAACCCUCACAGGCACCGCAAUCACCACGGCAACAUGGCCAGCCACUUAUGUCAGGUGCCUUUACAAUGUCACAAGGACACCCCACUGAUGGAAUUCCAACAGGACAGACACCUCAGCAGCUUGGCACCAAGGUGGAAAUGGUGUAUUCAUUGUUGUCUAUGCUGGGAACACAUGACAAAGAUGAUAUGUCAAGAACACUGCUGGCUAUGUCUAGUUCACAGGACAGCUGUAUAGCCAUGAGACAGUCAGGUUGUCUGCCUCUGCUAAUACAGUUGUUACAUGGAAGUGAUAAGGACUCUGGACUGCUGGGUAACACAAGAGGCAGUAAGGCAGCCAGGGAGCGAGCGGCAGCAGCCCUACACAAUAUCGUCCACUCUCAUCCUGAUGACAAGCGAGGCCGGAGAGAGGCACGAGUGCUGAGGUUUCUGGAACAAAUCAGGGCUCACUGUGAUCAGCUGAGAGAGAUACAGAAUGAUGGACAAGAGAUGUCAGAGGACAUGGACCAUCAGCCAGGCCCCGCUGUAGCAGCCCUGAUGAAGCUGUCAUUUGAUGAAGAACACCGACAUGCCAUCUGUAGUCUAGGUGGAGUGCAAGCAAUAGCUGAGUUGUUAGAGGUGGAUCAUGGAGUUCACCACACGGAGGUGGAGCUGUAUAACAUCACAAUGAGGCGGUAUGGCUGUAUGGCCCUCACUAACCUCACGUUUGGGGAUGGUACAAACAAGGCCCUGCUGUGUUCUAUGAGGAGUUUCAUGGAGGCUUUGGUGGCUCAAUUACACUGUGAAUGUGAGGAUCUCAACCAGGUGGCUGCCAGUGUUCUUCGUAACUUGUCCUGGAAAGCUGACCUUCAGAGUAAGAAAACACUGCGAGCUGUGGGAGCUGCCACCAAACUUAUGGGAGCUGCCAUGAGAGUAAAGAAAGAGGCCACCCUUAAAAGUAUUCUUAGUGCUUUAUGGAACUUGUCAGCUCAUGGAAGUGAAAACAAAGCAGAGAUAUGUGCUGUAGAAGGUGCUCUAGAAUUCCUUGUUGGUACUCUCACCUAUAAAAGUCCUUCAAAGACUACAGCAGUAAUUGAAAAUGGAGGCGGUGUUUUACGCAAUAUCUCUAGUCAUAUCACAGUGCGUGAAGACUACCGCCAAAUUCUACGCAAACAUGGCUGUUUACAAAUUCUUCUAAAACAACUACGCUCACCAAGUCUGAACAUUGUUAGUAAUGCUUGUGGCACUUUGUGGAACUUAUCAGCAAGGUGUGCUGAGGAUCAAAAAGCCCUACUGGAUAUGGGAGCAGUGGGAAUGUUAAGAAAUCUCGUAAACUCAAAGCAUCAGAUGAUUUCUAUGGGAAGUUCUGCAGCUUUAAAGAACCUUCUGACGGCGUGUAACAUCAAAACUAUGGGAAUGGACAAAAAAGCUUUUUCGAACCGACCGUCCUUACAUGUGCGUAAACAGAAAGCUCUUGCAGAGGAAAUAGAUCAGAGUUUGUCAGAAACAUGUGAAAAUGUUGAAAGUCCUCGAGACAGUCCAACAGAAAAUGGUCGAUCAGACAAGGAUCAAAGUCGUUUCCAUUUCCCCGCUAACUCUGGUGUUGUUUGUAAUGAUGGAGAGACUCCUAGAACACAGAACAGAGGUCACAGCUUCCCAAAGAGUCUGAGUGGGGAGAACACACCUAUGUCUGACAGUCACCUCAUGUCUCCUCAUCGUGUGGCUCGCUCUGGGAGCCAGGACAGUGUAGGAAGCACUCACUCUGAUAUUUCUCAUGACAGGACACGAUUCCACAUGGCAAUGAAGAAAGCUAAGAGUAUGACUGGCAGGCAAGGUGGAAGUCUGGACAGACAGCAGGGUAGCAUGAUCCCAAGGGUCCAUUCUGAUGGCAGCUGUGAGGAGACGCCACAACCAAGUAGCAGGAUCAUUCAAGUCAUGAAGGAAGUAGCAAAGCAUGCUGGAAUUGAUUCAGACUCUAGUUCCAAGGGCAGUUCUCAUUCACAGUCUAACACACCUAGAAAAAUGGAUCCUUCUUAUUCAUUCUCUCAGUCUCUAUUAGUUAGAAGUUACACUGGCCCCAGUUUAAGCCAAGGGCAUGGAGCUUCAUUUGUUGGUCAAUUUGGGAAACUCUCUUACUCCAGCAGCAUGGAUAGUGACCAACCCAUUGACUAUAGUUUGAAUAAAGCAAUCAAAUCACCAAUACCUCUUAAGUAUGGCAAUUAUGUAGGGCAGUCAUAUGAACAACACAUGAAUCCAGUCAACAUGCAUCACUCUUAUAAUGGACCACAGAAGUCAGCUCAAAAUUUAUUUAACCUCACUCCGAUUGUUCAACACAGCUCUGUGUAUGCAGAAACAGACCUGGACUGUGAACAGCCAACAGACUAUAGUCGUAGGUUUGCUGAGAGCCAUGAGGAUAGUGAUGGAGAUCAGCCCUAUGACUUGCGAUAUGAGGACAAUUGUGCUGAUUGUAAGCUGGACAUAGCAAGGAGAACUAAUGACAGGUUGGAAUUCCUUCCUGGUUACAAUGAUGACCAAAUAAAAACAUUCUGCACAGAGGGAACACCUCGUAAUUAUCUUUCUACAGCGAAUUCACUGACAGACCUCAGUAAAGGGGAGAAAGAGGACACGCAAAAGGAACACACAGACGAAGAAGAGGAGGAGGACUAUCAGUAUGAGGAGGAGUCAGGGUCCAUAGAAAAGAGAAGUGGAAGUGGGAGCCAAAGCACCAAUCAAAAUACAGGCACCACUGUCAUAGCUAGCUACCAUGUCGCUACUAAAAACCUCCAACAGGUGGCCUGCAGUAAGUCACCCAGUCAAGAUGAAAGCAUCAGUCGGUCAUUUCAUGCCCCAAAUGAAAAUGACAAUUCACCAGACCAAGUCAAGACAUACUGUGAAGAAGGCACCCCUAUCUGUUUUUCCAGAGUAAGUUCUCUAAGUAGCCUUCACAGCAGUGAAGCACAGGACAGACAAGUGGAAUCUAACAGAUCAAAUUUAAGAAAUUCAAGAGGAUUACACAGUAUAGAUGAAAAUGACAGUGCCAAAACUCCUCCUAGAGAUGUAAAAAUGGUGAGUUCUAUUAUGGCCCCUCCAAAAUACACACAAAACUCAGGACGCCAAAAACUUAUGAGUGAAUCUGAUUCACAGGGACCAGAUAGUGCUGAAAAAGAGCAUAAGACGGUUACAUUUAAUGAUGACCACCAGAUUCAAGAAACACCACUCAUGUUCUCACGCUGCAGUUCCCUUGGAUCUUUGAGCAGUUUCGAUGCAUACUCUGUGCACAGUUCUGUGAUUAGUGACUAUAGUCGCAGAGCAAGUGAAGUUGUUUCUCCUAGUGAACUACCAGAUUCACCCAGUGAAACAAUGCCACCCAGUCCAUCAAAGAGCCCAGACCCUGAGCUGCAACAAAACACAAACAAUUCUCAGAAAUUUGAGAGCUUUAUUGAGGGAACACCAAAAACUGUGCUUUAUCGUCCUGUGCCAACUAAAGUAUCUAAUGAAAACAAACUGGCAAACAUAGAAAUAGCUUCAACCAUAAGUCGUGAUGAGGCCCCAGUUGUUUAUGCAGAUGAAGGGACUCCCCCACACAUGUCAGAAACUAACAGUGUCUUAAGCACACUAACUAUAGAUGAUGCAAACAAAGCAAAAGCAACAGAUAAAACUAAAUUGGAGAAAACUGCAGUAAAUGGCAACCUUAAGUCUGAGGAAGAAGCAGAUGACAAAGAAAACUCGCAGUCAGAGGUGUCUGUGUAUGAAGAGGAUAUACUGAAGGAGUGUAUUCGUACAGCUAUGCCACGCAAACCAAGGCGCAGUUCAUCAGACAACACCCUGAAGAAGAAGACAGUCAACAAUGCUGACAAUCAGAACAAGCUGUCUCAGUCAGUGGAGGGAAUCAAGCUAGCACCUAAAGCAAAGAUAGGCUCUGGUCUCCACUCCUCUGUCAAUGAGGCUAUGGAAAGUGAGUCAGACUGUGUCCGUACCUAUGCCUCUGAAGAUUUCCCUUCUAACAUUCAGAUACAGAUACAAAGAGGGGUUGCUAAUAAAGUCCCCAAGUCAUUGUUAAAUGAAAAGGGUGUCAAUGAAUAUAGUGGAGACAGUGUUAAAGCUUUUGCUGAAGAGGAUGUUCCAUUCAGUGAGAAAAUGAAGACAUCUAUCAAAACACCUGUCAAACCUGAGCCACUCAAAAAUGGUUCCUGCCAAUUGAUCACAAUGGAAGAAAAUCUAGACAGUGUCACUUCCUAUGCAAGUGAAGGCCAACCAUCAUCUAAACCCGUUCAAACAGCAAAACAUUAUAAAAAAGUCAAAGAAAUUCUGAAUGGUAACUUGGAUGUAUUGGAGUCGCAUGAUGAUGAUGUUAAGCUUUAUGCAGAUGAAGACACACCAUUUCAAGGGUCAGCAGCCAUGUCUGUUCACCAUAGUCAAAAUAAACCACACAUUCUACAGAACACUGUUAGAUUUAAUCCUGCCUUACUUUCACAAAUGGACUAUCUAUUUGAUGAUGAAGAGGCUCCAAGGUCAUAUGCAAUGGAAGACACUCCAUACAACCUAUCUGAACCCACCUCUCCAAAAAACACAGUAAAGAAGGCACCACCUCCUGUUCCGCAAAAACCAAUCCGACCUAACAAUGUACCAAAGUUUAACCCUUCAUUGUUGUCACAGAUACAAGACGUUCCUGAUGACGAUGCUCCAAAAUCAUAUGCAGUGGAGGACACACCGUAUAAUAUGUCAAAGCCUACUUCUCCCACCCCCAAAGUGCAGAUAAACAGCCUACCAAGCACAGAGUCAGCCCAACCAGUGUGCCUUGUCAAACCUAUGGUACAUGUAGAAGACCCUGCUACAUAUUGUGAGGAUACAAUAAAAACUUAUGCAACAGAGGACACCCCAAUCAACUUCUCCCAUUCAACUUCUCUCAGUGAUUUAAGUAUCAUAACAGGCAUGUCAGAACCAAUCAAAGAGGAGGAGCCAGACACAGGGAAAUCAGAUGCUCAAGAAGUAUUUAAAGCUAAGGAACCAGAGAAAGAGGAGGAGGAGGAAGAUAAGUCAGCUGAUUUGAAUGAUUCCAAGUCUGACUCCUCCUAUAGUGAUGGAAGUGAAGAUCUUUUGUCUGACCUCAUCCAGUCUGCAAUGCCAAAAGGGAGUACUUCACCAAAAGCCAGGGUCUCCAGAAAACUGGACAUGGAUAGAGCAGCUGAAGGAGCCGAGUCAAAAUUCCAACCUCAGCGCACCUCCAGUGUAGUGACAGCACCAAAAGAAACAAAAUAUACUUCACAAAGUAAAAAAGAAAAGACAUCAAGUGAUAUCAGUAGUACUUCUGAGAUGCCAUCAAGGAUACAGUCUGUAAACACAAGUGAGAUAAAAGUUUCCUAUAAAACACUCAGUCAUAAUACAGAAGGUGGAGAUGACUCUGUGUUUUAUCAUACAACAGAUUCAUUGGACUCUGUAAAGGUGUAUGAUGUGGAAGGAACUCCCAUAACAUUUUCUAGAAAUGACUCCCUGAGCUCCUUGAGUAUCAUUGAUGGUGAUGUGAAGCAAACGAGUAAAACAGAACUAUCUGAUUCUGCAAAGAAAAUGCCUCCACCAGCAUACAAUCUGAAAACGGAAAAGUCUGAGAUAGGUCUCCAGAGAGAAGUGGAAGGACAGUCAAGUGAUGAAGUUUCUACAGCCUCUGCUCAAAAAUCUGACGAAAAAUCAUUAUCCAAUGAUAAUAAGUCAAACUCAGAUGAUGAUGAUGAUGACGCUGAUGAUGAGGCGCUGCUAGCAGCUUGCAUGAAUUUAGCAUUACCAAAGAGUAAAUCUUCAACAUUUGCAGAAAAAUCGAAAUCUUCAUCCAAACCACUGAAAUCAAACCAAGUGCUUACUGGUUCUAAAAGCUUUAAUUCCUCAUUUUCUUCAGAAAGACCAAAAAAAUCAACAACAUCAAAGAAGACAAGUGAAAAUCAUAAACAGAGAAUGAACAAAAGUACGUCAGCUGUGGAAGGCCAUUUGAACCUGAGUAUUGGAAGUGUUAUGUCGCACCACUCCCGGGCAGCAGACUGGCAGGUGCAACAGACCCUCAAUAUGUCGGAUGAUUUCAACUUUGCUAAACCAUCUCCAAACUACAGAAGAGUUCGUCCUCAUCAGGGAUCAUGGAGAAGAUCCAGAUCACAGGACAGUGAUGGAUUCUUGAAGCAGCAAAAAGAAAAUACCAACAUGGAGCUGGCUUAUAGUAAUGGAGGCCCAAGAAUUCACCAUAGAGUGUCAGCUCAAUCUAUCCCAAGCUAUGUUGAUGUAUGUGUUGACAACAGAUUCAUUGAAGAGCAUCAUACUUACACUCAACACAAGUAUCAUUUAGAAAACCAGCAAGGGGUGCAGAGUUUUACAAACCAAAAUGUUGAAAGAGCUGAUCAGGGACAGUCAAGGCAUUACACAAAUACAGAAACCCAUAAGCGAAGUCAUAGUGAAAGUCGAGAAAAAUCAGGUAGACAACAGCAUAAUCAAGCCAUCUAUGAUUUACAAGUCAAAAGAAGACACCAUAGUGAACAAAACAGAACUGAAAAAUUCUCAGUGGUAAAUGUACAUGUACCUGCACCCCAGGAGGAAAUUGACAGCUUGAACAGAUCAAUUUACCAAAUGGAACACAACAAUGAAGCAUUGACCUAUGGUAUAGGGAUAGAUAACUUUGGAUUUGGUAUUGGAGGCAGUCAGGAGGAAGUAUGUGAAGAAGACAGACUUGACAGUGCUGAUGUCACACUAAAAGCAGCAAGUGGAAAUAACACCAUGACAAAUGACUCCAUCAAUCAGAAUGACUCUAUAAUCCAUUAUGAUAAAAACACCUUAUCUCCAGAAGAUGAACGAGCAUUACAUCUAGAUGCUAGUGCUGUUGUGACAGAGAUACAGAAUAAAAGAAUGCUUGGUAGUGGAGUGGAUGAAGACUUGUUUAUUGAACAUGAGACACUUUCACUGGUGUCUGGAGGUUACAUGUCAGACACUCCCUCUGAUGCAUCAAUUACUUGGUCGGCUCACUCUGAAAAUUACUCUGAAUCUACCCUAGAGGAAAACUCUGUAGCAUCCAGUGGACCUAGAGUAGUUAAGCCAGACAACAGAGGCACAACAAUUCCAGACAACAGUAAGGCCAUUAGAGGAAAGAGGAAGCCCUUGUAUAGUCGCUCAAAUUCUACAACUUCCCAGAAGUCUGAUACAGCAAACAGGGUGGUUAAACCAACUACAGCUAGUACAAGAAUAUCACCUGGAGGUAGAGGUGGUUCUGUCACUGCUGGAGCCAUUAGAAGGACCCCACAAACUAGGACUCAUCCCCAGGCAAGCAGCACCCCAACCAAAAAUUCCCCACCUAAACCAAAAAUACAAAAGUCCUCUCCACCACAGGGCAAGACAACAGUUAGAGCCAAUAAUACCAAAGAGAGUCCAUCUCGACUCCCUCUUGCUUCAAACAGAAAAAGUUCAGCAGAGAGACCCAAACCUCCCAUCAAACAGGGCACAUUUACAAAGGAAGCUUCAGCAGUGAAAGUACCAGUCAUAGAUGAUUCAGUGAAUGAAAACUGUUAUGAUGCAAGUAUUGAAGCAGUUAAAAAUGAAACAAACAAGCAAGGCAACACCCCUGGAAUGAAUAGCAUUGAAGGUACUGAAUCAUGGAAAAAAGCAUUAGGUUCCUAUAAUUUUGUCAUUGACAAUGCUGCUGAUGAAAAGAAAGAAAAUCUGACACCCAACAAAAAGGUAUCAGGUGUCACAAACUUAAAUUCUAAGAAAUCUGGUAGUGGGAGUAAUCUAUCUGCAUCUAAGUCAAAAACAGGUGGCUCUCCUGCAAACAAAGGCACAGUGAAGACAGCUAAUAGGGUGAACAGUACAAGCAAUCUCAAGAAGGCAUACAGUGGAACUUCACUGACCAAAUAUGGAAGUGGUGCUUCAUUGAACAAGUCAGGCAGUGGCAGCACUCUCAACAAGUCUGGAAGUGGUCAACUACUGAACAAGUCAGGAAGUGCCUUGCAUAAGCUUACAGGAAGUGAUCGUGGAUUAAACAGGGGUGGAUCUAAUCCGAAUUUGGGACGUUUAAACAGCAGUAAACCUGACUUGAAAAAAUCAGAUAGUAAUGCCAGUCUUCGCAAUAAUUCACGACCCUCUACACCUGUGGGAAGAAGAACUUCAGCUGGCUCUGUACAGGGUAGAAAGUCAGAGAGUAACACAAGCAAAGGUGUGACUCCAUCAGAGAAGAAAACAGGUCCACCUAAAAAACAGGUAGGGAGUAAGAUUGCUGGACUGUGGAAAAAGGAUGAUUCCACUGACACCUCAUCACCUCACACAUCUACAUCAAAACUGCCAGUGUCAACCACUCCCUCUAGGCAGAGAAACGUAUCAACAUCUGGGAUAAAGAAGUCUUCCAAUGCUUCUCUGCAGUCGUUAAACAAAUCUAUGAAUUCUGCUGAAACUCUUAAUGAAGGAAUAAGCAGGAGUUCUACUUAUGACAAAAUCAACUCAACUAUGGAUUCCAGCCAGUUGCCAUCUCUAGAUAAAGAAGAUGAUGCAGAGAAUGUGACAAUAGAACUAACUAAGUCAAGUGUUGUCCUUGGUGAUGAAAUCAAAGGUGAUUAUGUAGAAUUGAGAAUCAUUCAGGGUUCUGAGUCAGACUUUGACAUGAACAAAAGUAUUGUGAUAAAAAGUCCCAACAAAAGUAAAAGUGACUCAGAUUCUGUAACAAGUCCAUCAGCGGCUUCUGUGAAGAGCCAGUCAUCAGAGGAGUUUGAUUUGAAAUCUUUAGAGAAAAGAAUUGAUUCCAGCACCUGGAAGAAGAAAAAAUCUGACUUAGCUUUAGUGAACCUACCAAAUGCAGAUGAAACCAGUAAAUCUUUAGAAGCUGUCAAGGCCUUGUUAGAUGCCUCUUUGGCAAGUGAAUCCUCCAACAUGACUCUCUCAUCUUCAUUCUAUAACACGUCCAACAUACAGGGAAGCUACCUCAGCCAAGGAAGUCGCACAGUAAAUGGAACAGCCUGGCGCCGCUAUAAGCAGGAGUCCUUUGCCAGUGUAGAUCACAGUGAAGAUGAGGGCGACAGCAUCUGGGUCAGACGAGAUCCAGAGUCAUCAAAGUCUGAACCAGAGCUCAAUAAGCACUCACUCAAUGCAAAAAUAGAUAAGAAAGAGAAAGCAGAUGGCAAGAGUUUUCUGCCAAUCAAAGCCAUGAAAAAUGUGUUCAGCUCAUCAAAAAAAGAUAAAUCAUCAAAAUCUGGAUCAAAACUAUCAUUGAGUUCCUCCAAGGAAAGCUUACAUAGUAAUAAGAUAAACAUGAAUGAAAUUGUAAAAGCUGUAGAAAAAGAACGAGAAAAAGACAAAGAAAGAGAGAAAAAAGAAAAGGCCAAACAGAAAGAGAAAAUUGCUUUGGAAAAAGCCAAAGCAAAGGAAGCUGCUAAACUUGAAAAAGAGAAGGCAAAGAAUGAAAAGGAAAAGGCCAAGAUGGAAAAAGAAAAGGCAAAGAUGGAAAAAGAAAAGGCAAAGGCAGAAAAGAUGAAAAACAAUAAAAAGAGUGAUUCCAGGAAAAGUUCAGUGGCUGAUGAGAGUUUUAUAUCAAAGGACUGUGACACAUCAAAAUCCCAGGAUGUGUUUAGCUUUGUAAAUCAUAAGGCUAGUCCACCACAAGCUGCUCUGGUACAGCCAUUUAAUUACACUCCAAAAGAAAGUGAAAAACAUGUGAAUGACUCCGUGGUAUCAGAGACAUUAGAUCAAAGCUUCAGCAGACCACCAAACUCAGCUGCCACGACAUCAGGGCCACCACCUGGCACAAACACACACAUGACCAAGACCGAGAUGCUGCUGGCCAGGAGGAGGAUGAACAGUAUUAACAAUACAGAGGGGGAAACAUGUAGGGAAGAGGGAAAGAAGAAGACAGGCUGUAUGGUCACUACUGUGUAAACAAUACAGAGGGGGAAACAUGUAGGGAAGAGGGAAAGAAGACAGGCUGUAUGGUCACUACUGUGUAAACAAUACAGAGGGGGAAAACAUGUAGGGAAGAGGGAAAGAAGAAGACAGGCUGUAUGGUCACUACUGUGUAAACAAUACAGAGGGGGAAACCUGUAGGGAGGAAGGAAAGAAGACAGGCUGUAUGGUCACUACUGUGUAAACAAUACAGAGGGGGAAACCUGUAGGGAGGAAGGAAAGAAGAAGACAGGCUGUAUGGUCACUACUGUGUAAACAAUACAGAGGGGGAAAACAUGUAAGGAAGAGGGAAAGAAGAAGACAGGCUGUAUGAUCACUACUGUGUAAACUAUCACCGUUAACUCCUUACCUACAUGGGAUUACUACUGCUGAUGUAUUAUUGACUUAUUAUACCUAUAUUCUAUCAUCUCUUCAAAAUUUAAGACAGAUUGUUACCCAUAGGUUGUAUAAAGACAAGUGAAGAAUUCCUCUUACUCCUCUAAUCAGUCAGGUCUACUUCAAUACUGCUAAGUUAACACAAUAUCUGAGAUAGAUUUUCAUAUUUUUAACAUUAUAUUAUUCUUAGUUUUUGAUGUUUUAUGAUUUUAAACAGUAUCAAAAUAAGUUUAAACCAUAAUAAGACUAAAAAACAUUAUUAGCACAUGACUGUACUUUGAAAGAGCUUUUUUGUAAAUUAUUUGACAACUGUUAUCUCAGUAGUGAAUUUCAUUUUAUAAUGAUUGUUACCAGGGCUUUUGGUUCAGUACUGAGAUUGAGGAUAGCAGAAGUCUUGAACAAAUUCCCUGUGAGUGCAAUACUGUUAGGACUUUAAAAGUGGCAGCUUUUUGUGUUAACAAUACUUAAACAAUGCAGAGUCAGUUGUGAUAUUUCAUGCUCUGAUAGAUUUUUUUCUUCAAUCAAAUGUAGAUUACAGAAGCAAUUGUGUUUUAUGUAUAACUGGGUUUUUUUUAUUGCAUCUACAUGGUAUAAUGCAUGUGUAAACAGAUGAGCAUUUGUGUGUCCCUUAAUUUUGGAAAGGGGACUGGGGGCAUUUUUUUUUUUAGGUUCUCCUCACAGAAGUCAGGAUGCUGAUAAUGAUGUACAUUCAUUAGGGAAAUUUAAACAGGAAAUUGUUUGUUGAUUCAACUUUUUUGUAUUUAAUAUUUAAUGUGUUUAUUUACCUGUUCCACAUUUUUGUGUAGAUCGAUGUACAUAUCAUUUACUGACUCAUAAUCUCUAAAAUGAGGUUUUGAUUUUGCUUAAUACUGUUUUUGAUGCAUUUUUCGUAUAAGGUGCUAUUUAUUUUAAACUACAGCUUUUUGUAAAUUGCUAUACAUACGUGUUUUAUUGCUAUCAAGCAUCAGUAUUUUUGGCAUAUUGUGGAAUCCCCCCCCCCCCCCCAAACUAGAAGUCGGUAAACACAAUUUCUAUGAAAUAAUCAGACUGUUUAAAUUAUCAGUAUUAAACCUACCUUUUUGGAAUUGAGUACAUAGAUGAUUGUUUACACAUUUCAAGCUUUACUCAUGUAUAACAGUAGUAAUGAAGAUUUGUCAUUAUGUGUCUGGAGAAAAUUAAUCUCAGUUUUUCAUUUUGUAACAUUCCUCAUUAUACAUGUUAUAGUUUUUACUAUUGUCCUUGGUGCAGAUUACAAGAUAAACUAAUUGUGAUGUUUUAUGAUGCCUGCAUCGUAGAUCUGUAUGUGUGUCUGAGAAGUUCUCAUGUGUACAUAACUCGUUGUGGUUCUUUGACAAUUUGCACUUAUUAAAGAAAUAAAUGGAAAUAUUACAGAA
Messenger RNA from Saccostrea echinata, 12709 nucleotides. RefSeq names its product adenomatous polyposis coli protein-like. Gene Ontology annotation, cellular component: cytoplasmic microtubule; beta-catenin destruction complex; catenin complex. Gene Ontology annotation, molecular function: beta-catenin binding; microtubule binding; gamma-catenin binding. Gene Ontology annotation, biological process: positive regulation of protein catabolic process; regulation of cell differentiation; cell migration. NCBI's taxonomy places the organism in Eukaryota, Metazoa, Mollusca, Bivalvia, Ostreida, Ostreidae. The coding region runs from base 249 to 10916 and encodes 3555 amino acids. The record is from RefSeq and is a predicted model, not a curated record. The transcript has 11 exons.